AUGUCCUUUAAAAUAUUUUAUAGACCUCUUCUUGUGCGCCGACAGCGGGAAAAAAUUAUAUCGGUGAAGCACCUCGGGGGAGCGCCCCGCCGCAGGAAGCUCUACUGUGCCACCAAGUACCACCUGCAGAUCCACCCCGGCGGCAAGAUCAACGGCACCUUGGAGAAAAACAGCGUCUUUAGCAUCCUUGAAAUAACUGCUGUUGAUGUCGGGAUCGUCGCUAUCAAGGGCUUGUUCUCUGGCAGAUACCUGGCCAUGAACAAAAGGGGCAGGCUUUAUGCAUCAGAGAACUAUAACACAGAAUGUGAGUUUGUGGAGAGGAUUCAUGAACUGGGCUAUAACACCUAUGCAUCUCGUCUUUACCGGACUGUACCCAGCGGAGCCAGCACCAAGCGCAAAGCCAGUGCGGAGAGACUCUGGUACGUCUCAGUCAAUGGGAAAGGACGACCCAGGAGAGGCUUUAAAACACGUAGGACACAGAAAUCCUCCCUCUUUCUGCCCAGAGUAUUGGAUAGCAAAGACCAUGAAAUGGUCCGACUGUUCCACACAAAUGUGAGAUACCGAGAGAGCAUCCUGAAGCCUCCCAGUAAGAACCAACGGAGAAGGAGAGGACGCUGAUGGAGCAGGGAGAGCUUGUGUUGGAACUGGAAGUGAGCAAGACUUCAAAAUACUACUAAAGGAAACUAACAACGGUGACUGUAUGGCAGGCAUUAACACAGGCAUUUUUAUACAAUGUGUAAUAUAAUCCAACAUGCAUUGCUUACUUAUAGAUAUUUUAGAAUUAUUAUCUGUCGUAAGAGAGAUGUGAGAUGAGAUAAGGCACAUUACAAUGUAAUUUAGUUUGAUGUAAUAAUUAUGUCAACAGUUUUCACAUUUUUCUUUUCUUAAAAAAAGUAAUUUUAAUUACUAGUAUUUUCAUUCUAACUUGCCAUAGAGUUCUAUCUAAUUGACCUAUCCUCGCAGAUCAUAAGAACGCUGCACACAUACCAAUUCUGUGUCUAUGAAGAAAACAUAGCACCUUCAAGACUGUUUUAGCAGUUGCUCAUAAAAGGCUACACUACUAUUUUUAUGGUAUACAGGGAUCAAAAAACUUGUUUAUUUUGUAACUAACAUAUAUUUAUUUUUAUUAUGUGAUCGAUCAGUAUCACUUACACUUUUUCCAUGACCAUUAAGGAAACCUGAAGUUGUAAGCUACUCUAAACAUACCAACAGACCUACAUGUUACGAGGCUAUUUUUGAAUUUAUUUAAAUUAAAAAAAAAAAAAAGUUUGAUCUCAUCAUUCAAAUGAAUGUUGAUAAAGUGGCAUUUGCAUUGGCUUUAGCAAUAUAUAUCUGUUUAUCAUUAAAUAGGAUAAGUCCUCUCCUAAAACAGUACUUGAGUACAAUCAAAGAGCUGAGUUUGUGGUAUUGACCGAAUACACGACAUGGAAAAAUUCAGCACUGGGUAUGACAGUCUUUACCAAAUACUCUUCUUUAGCUAAGAUUUCUGCAAUAAGUUCCAGUUCAAAGUUAAAUAUGUUUUAACAAUUUGCAGAAAAAACAAAAACAGUCAUAUUGGACACUCAAAUCUAUAGCUGCUGUGUUUUGCUUUUCCAUUCUUUUUAAACAACUGUUAUUUUCAUGAUGUAGUCCUAUAUGGAAAACUGCAAGUCUAGAUAGGGAUUAAUGAGGGAUUCAUAACUUUUACAGGAGAUUCCACAACACAAAGUUAAUUUUGAGCAAAGGGUUAAGCUUCAAAAUUUUCUUUUCACAUCCCAGAAAUAACAGAAUAAUGG
Meleagris gallopavo (turkey) is the source of this 1775-nucleotide messenger RNA. RefSeq names its product fibroblast growth factor 3 (gene FGF3). The record is from RefSeq and is a predicted model, not a curated record. NCBI's taxonomy places the organism in Eukaryota, Metazoa, Chordata, Aves, Galliformes, Phasianidae. Gene Ontology annotation, molecular function: growth factor activity.